AUGAAACAUUGGAUAACACGAUUUGGUGUACCUUCUUGUGUUAUUACUGACAGAGGAACUCCAUUCAUUUCAGAACUGUUUCGAAAUUUGGCUUCGCUAUGUAGAGUAAAAGUAACCCAUACAACUUCUUACCAUCCUCAGAGUAAUGGGAAAAUUGAGCGUCUACACUGUACUUUAAAAACAGCUAUUAGAUGUCAUAAUUCUCUUCAUUGGACAGAAACAUUACCAACAGUUCUGAUAGGUUUGCGAGCUGCUCUACAUGAGGAAUGUAAGUAUACAAUAGCUGAAAUGGUUUAUGGCAAAACUAUUAAAUUACCUGGCGAAUUCAUUGAAGAAUCAAACAUGCCAAUAUCUAAUGAUAAUUUUGUAAGCAAUCUUCGAAAUCAGAUGGCCCUCUUAAAGCCCUAUCAAUCCAAAUUCAAAUGUAAACAAAAGAUUUGUACACAUGCUCGCAUGUGUUCCUGCGGGUUGACAGAGUUAAAACCAGCUUAUGUGUUACGACCUAAUGAACUUUUGUCUCCAACUUCAAAAAGUGAUCAUAUAUCUGUGCCAAGAACGCAAACAUCUGUGCCAAGUCAGCAAAUAGAACAACCUAAAAAAUCAACUCGCUGUGGAAGACAAGUAAAAUUUCCAGUUCGUUUCAAUGACGUUAUUGACUCUUCUUGA
Messenger RNA from Stegodyphus dumicola, 666 nucleotides. RefSeq lists its product as uncharacterized. The record is from RefSeq and is a predicted model, not a curated record. NCBI's taxonomy places the organism in Eukaryota, Metazoa, Arthropoda, Arachnida, Araneae, Eresidae.